AUGCAUCCUAUGCGUGCGCUCUUCCUCAUUCCCAGAAACCCUCCUCCCAGGCUCAAAUCUAAAAAAUGGUCCAAGAAGUUUUUCAGUUUCAUCGAGGGCUGCCUGGUGAAGAACUACACGCAGCGCCCGCCGACGGAGCAGCUGCUCAAGCACCCCUUCAUCCGAGACCAGCCCAAUGAGAGGCAGGUCCGCAUACAACUCAAAGACCACAUCGACCGGACCAAGAAGAAGAGGGGAGAGAAAGAUGAGACCGAGUAUGAGUACAGUGGCAGCGAGGAGGAGGAAGAGGACCCCCCAGAGCAGGAGGGAGAACCCAGCUCCAUUGUCAAUGUGCCAGGUGAGUCAACUCUGCGCCGCGACUUCAUCCGCCUGCAGCAGGAGAACAAAGAGCGGUCAGAGGUGCUUCGCCGUCAGCAGCUCCUCCAGGAGCAGCAGCUCCGUGAGCAGGAGGAGUACAAGCGCCAGCUAUUGGCCGAGAGGCAGAAACGCAUUGAGCAGCAGAAGGAGCAGAGGAGGCGGCUGGAGGAGCAACAACGACGCGAACGGGAGAUGAGGAGGCAACAGGAGCGUGAGCAGCGUCGCCGGGAGCAAGAGGACAAGAGGCGUGUUGAAGAGAUGGAUCGUAGACGCAAAGAAGAAGAGGAGCGCCGGCGGGCCGAGGACGAGAAGAGAAGGAACGAUCGUGAACAGGAGUUCAAGUGGCGAGAGCUGGAGGAGCAGCGAAAGGCCGAGCGACUCCACAAGCGCCUGCAGCAGGAGCAAGCCUACCUGCUGUCGCUCCAGCACGAGUCCAAACAGCAGCCUGGCGACAAGACCAAACUCUCCUCAGACCAUAGCAAACCCCCACAGACCUCCACCCUGCCCCCCGACAGAGUCCUCACCACAGUCCCUCAAGCUCAGGUCCUCGAUAGUGCUCUUACUGUAGCGAGAGGCGCCCCAGAGUCCCCCAGAGCCCCUCAGGCGGUCCCCUCAGACAGCGUUAAACCCCAGGCAGCAGCACCAGAAAAGACUGACAAUGCUGAGACGCGUCCCGACCCGCACCCAAACCCCCCAAGCCCCAGCCUCUCUCAGACUGAACCCCCAGCUGACUCCCAACCACGUGAGGCAGAAAGUUCGGAGCCUGAUAGGCCUGCCCAGCCUGUCAGUCAUCCUCCGCAGCCUGUCAGAGAGGUGAACCUCCUCCUCGGCUCUGCCUCCCCGCUGCCUGCUCUUUCCAGCUUCCUCUUGCUUGUCUUCACUCAGUCUCAGUGAACGCGAUGGAGGUGGUGCGAGCACCAAAUAAUGUCUUUCUUUAUCCCAAACCGUCACCGUCUGCCAGUCCAUUUUUAAAUGAAACAAGUGGGGGGCGUGGUGGAGAACGGGGGAAACCACAGGCUCGCAACCACCAGCAACCAGCGUCUUUAUGUCCUGAAUAAACCCGAGCUGUUCUCCUCCACUCUUCUCUUGGCACUCGCGCUCACUUGCACUGUCGCUCGACUCCUUGACUACUAAAACCAUGACGAUGUUGGAAAUGUUUUCAUCUUACUUUUCACUUUGAGCCGGCUAAGCAAGGGAAAGAGAAAUAAUGGAUUUGUAAACAAGAUUCCAGUCUUUCUUCCAUGUUCUUAAGAUAAUUUUCUAAUAAUUUAUUUAUCAUUUCCCUCCAUAAAAAUAAAGAUGAUUCCAUAGGAUUUUAUUAUUUUCUUUUUUCCAUAACUUCACCUUUUCAUUUGUCAUUUGAGUCCUUCUCAAAGCAAUACAGAACAACAAGCGUUGGGAAUUUCUCUUAAUCUUGGACGCAGACCCGUAAACUUCUUUCAUGUGGUUGUUUACACUCUGAAUGUGUGUGUGGAUCGGGGCCAUUGCAUGUGGAUGGCUGAGGCCCAAACACUAACAUGCAGGACACCCCAAGCAGCAUCUCCCGUCACCAGCUGUUCCGUGUCAUUAACAAUGAUCUUUCCUUCCCAUUUAUUAUUCAAAUUCAAAGGUGUAUUUUGCAGAAAGCGUACCGUCUCCACCUCUUGUCUGUCCACACAUAACUGUGUCUGUACAGCUUCAAGCAUGUGUAAUACCAUUGUCACCAAAUGUCUUUAUUGUUUAUUAGAAAUGAAGGUUUCUGAUUGCGACAGGA
Paralichthys olivaceus (Japanese flounder) is the source of this 2110-nucleotide messenger RNA. The record is from RefSeq and is a predicted model, not a curated record. Lineage: Eukaryota; Metazoa; Chordata; Actinopteri; Pleuronectiformes; Paralichthyidae.